Messenger RNA from Benincasa hispida (wax gourd), 1891 nucleotides. RefSeq lists its product as uncharacterized. Gene Ontology annotation, cellular component: cytosol. Gene Ontology annotation, molecular function: protein-folding chaperone binding. Lineage: Eukaryota; Viridiplantae; Streptophyta; Magnoliopsida; Cucurbitales; Cucurbitaceae. The record is from RefSeq and is a predicted model, not a curated record.
CUUUCUCCCUUCCACUUUCUCUUUCUCUCAUGGCAGAUCAUACACGUUCACAUACAACAACAGAUUUACACAGAAUCCUUGGAAUCCCAGUCAAAGAUCUCUGCAAGGGAUUCAUGAAAUGGAAUCCUUCUCUGAAAAGCCCAAGAAAUUUAACCUCCAUCAAAGAACCUAACAAGUCCAAUGGUAGAAAGGAGACGUACAUAAUCAGCUCUCCGACCACGCCAUUAGGCUCGAGCCAGCAUCAGAACGUAGACGAGAGUUUCUUCGCCAACAUAUCUAGGUCAUUUUCCAGAAGCAAUAGCCGGAGAAGCAAGACGCCGACGCCAAGUCCGCGGUCAUUAUCGAGAAAUACGAGCCGUCGGAGCACAACGCCGACGCCAAGUCCGCGGUCAUUGUCGAGAAAUGCGAGUCGUCGGAGUACAACGCCGACCUCAUUAUCGAGAGAUGAAAAACGACGGAGCAAUUCAGAUUCGGAAUUUCUAAAGGAACCGAUAUCGAGAAUUUUCAGUAGAAGAACAGACGUACAGGAAUCAAACGAAGGACCAAUUUCUUCGGAGGCUAACUCUACGGCGAAUAUUGGAUCGCUUUCGAGAAAUACGAGCAGAAGAAGUCCUAGAAGUACUCCGAUCAUAUAUUCACAGUCGACGGCGCUAAAGAAACCGCCUCCGAUUGAGAAGAAAUUGGAAUGCACGUUGGAAGAAUUGUGCGAAGGAUGCGUGAAGAAGAUUAUGAUCACAAGAGACGCCAUCGUUAACGGGAUAAUUGUACAAGAAGAGGAGUUAUUGAAAAUAGAAAUAAAGCCCGGAUGGAAAAAAGGAACAAAGAUCACAUUUGAAGGAAAAGGAGAUGAGAAACCAGGUUACCUCCCAGCCGACAUAACAUUUUUGAUCGACGAAAGAAGGCAUCCGCUGUUCAGUCGAGAUGGCGACGACUUAGACUUAGGAGUUGAGAUUCCUUUAGUGAAUGCACUAACUGGCUGUUCAAUCACAGUACCUUUAUUAGGAGGUGAAAAAAUGAGUCUCUCAUUUGAUAACAUCAUAUAUCCCGGCUUUCAAAAGGUUAUUAAGGGCCAAGGAAUGCCAAACCCAAGACAACAAGGAAUCAGAGGUGAUCUUCGCAUUGAAUUCCUUGUUAAAUUUCCCUCUGAGUUGAGUGAAGAACAAAGGGCUGAAGCUGCUACCAUCUUGCAAGAUUGUUCUUGAUCUUUCCCUUCAAACCGAUACCCAAUCUGCCUCCAUGUUUUCGAGAGAGAGUUCGAGAAGAGCAAUGGUAAGGUCAUUCUAUGAUCAAGAAAUUCGUUUCUGGAUUAUAAUGACACAAGAAAACAGAUUGGAUGAAUGACGAAAAUGAAGCAAUCACAGCAAAGCUCUACUGCAAUUGAAGUUUUUGGUCUGUUUGGGAGUGAUUCACUCAAAAAAAACAUGUUUUUAAUUACAAAAAUCCAAUUUUGAAAAUAUGAAAAAUGUGUUUAGAAAUAUAAAAUUAAACGUGAAAUAAUUUGAGUGAUUAAUGGUAUGUGUUUUUUUUAGUGAUUUUAAAAAUGACAAAAGUAAUUUUAACUAUUUUAAAAGCACUCCCAAAUAUGGAUUAAGAAACCAAAAUUGAGAAAAUUGAAUGCAAGAAUACCCAAAGGAUUUUAGGCUUUUGUGAAAUGUAUUGGGAAGUAAAUUUCAUCAAGAUGAACAAGAAUUGUGCAUGAACAUAACACUUCAAUUUUUCAGUGCAAUAAAUGGUGAAUGCAAAGGAGAGUGUCUUUGUUUCCAAUAUUAACAGAUAUAAAGAGGACUACAAUGAUGGAACUGUUUUACUUGAGAAAUAGAGUAGUGUCCCUCUUCACGUAACUUUGGAUCCACAAAUACAAGUGGACUAUCAAGAAAUUACAUUGCUUUAU